Nerophis lumbriciformis (worm pipefish) is the source of this 2028-nucleotide messenger RNA. NCBI's taxonomy places the organism in Eukaryota, Metazoa, Chordata, Actinopteri, Syngnathiformes, Syngnathidae. The record is from RefSeq and is a predicted model, not a curated record.
AUGGCCAAUUUAAAGGAGAUUUGCAGUGGUUUACCUCUGGACCCUUUACCCCCAAACCGAGGAAGAGACCCCAACGUGCCUCAUGCACCCAUUCGAACCCCAAACCUCACUGUCCAAGAGGAGCGGCUGGCAUUGAGAAACGCCCUGCGCUAUUUCCCCCCGGCCCAUCAUGCAACACUUGCACCAGAAUUUGCACAGGAAUUGCGCCAGUAUGGGCACAUUUACAUGUACCGUUUUUGUCCUGCUUUGCAUCUGAGAGCGUACCCCAUACACGAGUACCCAUGCCGCACACGCCAAGCAGCUGCCAUCAUGUUGAUGAUUAUGAACAACCUGGACCCUGCAGUGGCCCAGUUUCCCCAGGAGCUCAUCACCUAUGGAGGAAAUGGUCAAGUUUUCAGUAAUUGGGCUCAGUUCCGUCUUGUGAUGAAUUAUCUGAGUGAGAUGACAGAGGAGCAGACUUUGGUCAUGUAUAGUGGUCACCCCAUGGGUCUGUUUCCAAGCUUGUCCUCCUCACCUCGCGCCAUUAUCACCAAUGGCAUGGUUAUUCCAAACCACUCCUCCAGAGAGCAAUAUGAAAAGAUGUUUGCGCUCGGUGUGUCUAUGUAUGGUCAAAUGACAGCUGGCAGCUACUGCUACAUUGGACCUCAAGGGAUUGUUCAUGGCACUAUGCUUACUGUGCUGAAUGCUGGUCGGAGGUACCUGGGCUCCGGUGACCUUCGAGGACGUGUCUUUGUGACCUCUGGACUUGGGGGAAUGAGUGGAGCUCAGGCUAAAGCUGCUGUCAUUGCAGGCUGCAUUGGCGUCAUUGCGGAGGUAGAUGAGGCUCCUCUCAAAAAGAGACACGAGCAAGGGUGGCUGAUGGAGGUCAGCGCAAAUUUGGAUCACUGCAUUAAACGCAUCAGAGAAACCAGGCACUCGAAGACUCCCCUCAGUUUGGGAUACCAUGGCAACAUUGUAGCUUUGUGGGAGAGGUUGCUGUUGGAGUACCAGCAGACUGGUGAGCUCCUGGUGGAUUUGGGGUCUGACCAAACUUCUCUCCACAAUCCCUUCAACGGAGGCUACUACCCAGUACAACUUAACUUCCGCCAGGCCAACCAGCUCAUGUCCACUGAUCCUAGUUAUUUCCGCCGCUUGGUCAAAGAAAGCCUCCAGAGACAUGUUAAUGUUAUUAACAAGCUGUCGGAUGCAGGAAUGUUCUUUUGGGACUACGGCAACGCAUUUCUACUAGAAGCUCAAAGAGCUGGUGCUGCUGUAGAAAAGGUUGGUGGAGGAGCGACUGAAUUCCGCUACCCAUCGUAUGUCCAACAUAUAAUGGGAGAUAUUUUUUCUUUGGGCUUUGGUCCAUUUCGAUGGGUGUGCACAUCUGGUGAUCCCCAGGACCUCGCCGUAACUGAUGACAUUGCUGCCUCAGUCCUGGAAGACUUGAGCAUCAACGCAACUGACCGAGUCAGACAUCAGUACAACGAUAAUAUCCGGUGGAUCAGAGAAGCAGGAAAACACAAAAUGGUUGUGGGUUCCCAGGCCAGAAUUCUCUACUCAGACCAGAAAGGAAGAGUAUCCAUUGCUUUGGCCAUUAACCGAGCCAUUGCUGAAAGAAAGGUUUCGGCUCCAGUGGUGAUCAGCAGAGACCACCAUGAUGUGAGUGGUACUGACAGUCCCUUCAGAGAGACCUCCAAUGUGUAUGAUGGCUCUGCGUUCUGUGCAGAUAUGGCAGUCCAGAACUUUGUGGGUGAUGCGUUCAGGGGGGCUACCUGGGUAGCCCUGCACAAUGGUGGUGGUGUUGGAUGGGGGGAAGUGAUGAAUGGAGGAUUUGGUUUGCUUUUGGAUGGCUCUGAGGAGGCAGCGAAGCGAGCUUCUCUGAUGCUUAACUGGGACGUUUCCAAUGGGGUGGCACGGCGCAGCUGGUGUGGGAAUUCCAAUGCAUACGAGACCAUCCAACGCACCAUGGAGGAGGACAGGAAGCUGCGGGUCACCAUGCCUUUUCCUGUACAGGAUGAUAAUGUGCUGGACCGGGCUCUUCAGGGCUGA